This is a messenger RNA of Triticum urartu, 1545 nucleotides long. Its product is annotated as putative anion transporter 2, chloroplastic. Gene Ontology annotation, cellular component: plastid. Gene Ontology annotation, molecular function: phosphate transmembrane transporter activity. Gene Ontology annotation, biological process: transmembrane transport. The record is from RefSeq and is a predicted model, not a curated record. NCBI's taxonomy places the organism in Eukaryota, Viridiplantae, Streptophyta, Magnoliopsida, Poales, Poaceae.
AUGGCGUCAGUGAGAUCAUGCGUGUCCAUCAAGCCGGCCGCUGGCCCGGCCAGGAACAGAUCCGCCAGGGUCGGGGCGACCACCUUGGAGCCGACAAGGCUGCAGAUAUCCGCUGAUUCUUCCUCUUCAUCAGGCUCGGCCGCGGAUGGCUGCGGCAAAGGUGUCGGCUAUGCCGUCAGUAGCAGCGGCAGGGUCAAUGGCGUUGCUGGUAUGGUUGGAGAUGGCGGGAGAGCGAGGAGGAGGGGCGGGGGGGAGGUGGUACCCACCUGCAGCGCCAUGGAGGGGGUCUCCCAUGGGGCGGUCGCCGCUGCCGUGCCCAGCCUGCCGGCGCUGCCCGAGCGGGCCAAGCUGGUGGCACUCGUGGCAGCCGUCAUGCUGCUCUGCAACGCCGACCGGGUCGUCAUGUCCGUCGCCAUUGUUGCCAUGUUGCAGUCAUCAUAUCUAUGGGGCUAUGUUUUAUCAUCCAUGGUUGGAGGAGCUUUGGCUGACAGAUACGGAGGGAAGAAGGUGAUGGCGGGUGCUGCUGCACUCUGGUCCUUGGCCACUUUCCUCACUCCAUGGGCUGCCUCUCAAUCCGCCAUCAUGUUGCUUGCUAUACGCGUGCUCUUUGGCCUUGCACAAGGUGUCGCAUUCCCGACAAUGAGCACUCUCUUACCAAAGUGGUUCCCAACACAUGAACGUGCCACUGCUGUCGGCCUUUCCAUGGGAGGAUUCCAUCUUGGGAAUGUCGUAAGCUUCCUAGCAACACCGAUCAUCAUGUCACAUAUAGGCCUCGCCAGAACAUUUGCCUUCUUCGCAUCACUUGGUUACUUGUGGAUCUCUGUAUGGCUGUUGAAUGUAGAAAGUGACCCUAUAGACAGCCGCACUAUAAGAAAAUCUGAGCUGCAACUUAUUCUAGCUGGACGAAGUAAAUCAAAAGUCAAAGGCAGCAAAUCACCAUCCUUAAGACAAGUGUUCUCAAAGAUGGAAAUGUGGGCCAUCAUUAUAGCUGAUGUUAUAAAUAAGUGGGGCUAUUUUGUCCUACUAUCAUGGAUGCCGGUGUACUUCAAAACGGUAUAUAAUGUGAAUUUGAAACAAGUUGCAUGGUUUAGCUCCAUACCUUGGGGCGUCAUGGCUCUAUCAGGAUAUGUUGCAGGAGCUUCUGCAGAUUUAAUUAUCAAAUCCGGCUUAUCUAUUGGGCGAGUCCGGAAAAUUAUGCAGUCAAUUGGUUUUAUUGGGCCAGGUGUGUCAUUGCUAUGUUUAAGAUUUGCCCAAACACCGUCGGUCGCGGCAGUUAUCAUGACCGCUGCCUUGGGUUUGAAUUCCUGCAGUCAAGCUGGUUACUUCUGUAAUAUACAGGACAUUGCCCCUACAUACGCUGGAUCCCUACAUGGACUGACGAACGGCAUCGGAACGGUGGCUGCCAUAGUUAGCACGGUAGGAGCAGGAUACUUCAUCCAGUGGCUGGGAUCUUUCCAGGCCUUCCUCACCCUAACGGCGGUGCUCUAUUUCAGCGCCAUCGUCUUCUACAACAUCUAUGCGACAGGAGACCUGAUUUUUGACUGA